Messenger RNA from Pieris napi, 13482 nucleotides. RefSeq names its product histone-lysine N-methyltransferase ash1 (gene ash1). Bases 228 to 9788 code for a protein of 3186 amino acids. The transcript is spliced from 23 exons. NCBI's taxonomy places the organism in Eukaryota, Metazoa, Arthropoda, Insecta, Lepidoptera, Pieridae. Gene Ontology annotation, molecular function: chromatin binding; protein binding; histone methyltransferase activity. Gene Ontology annotation, cellular component: nucleus. The record is from RefSeq and is a predicted model, not a curated record.
CUGUGAUCAACACAAAAUUUUUAUGUAAAAGAUUUGUAAACAUGGAGGCCAAGCAUUGUGCACUUAAGAACUUGUGUAUUUAGAUCACAGUAAUUCCACAAAAGCAAGUUUUUUUAAGUUUGUGUGCCGUGUACAGCAGUUCUGCAAUGUUUAUUUACACCAUUAUUUGAUUGAAAUGAAGAGUUACGUCGUACUUUUCUUCGGAGUAUCUUGACCAACCUUGAAAAAUGGGCACAGAAGUGCCAAAAACACAUGAUUCAAGUGGUGAUUCAGAUUCUAACAGUGAUUCUGAGAAUAGUUCUAGUGACACAUCAGGAAGUGACUGGGAAUGUUCUGGUUCAAAACAAGUGAACACUAGGAAACCACAUUUCUCAGUUACAUCUUGUGAUACUGGGCUUAAACUUAAAAUUGCUGCAAUACCAAGAAAAGUAACACCUAAAAAAUCAGCAAAGCCUACAGUGAGAAAGAAAAGUAAUGAUACUAUAUCAAAGCAAAGACAGAAUGAGAAAUCUAAAAAGAAGCUGUCAGACAGUAGUUCCAGCUCAGAAUCAUGUAGCAAAUGCUCGUCUGCAACAUCAAGUGAAGAUGAUUUGCCAUUGAAAGCUGUUAAAAAAUCCUUACCAUCAAAAAACUCACUAAAAGUUAAAACAAGUGUAAAGAGUGACUGUGAGGGUAGUGAAAAGGACAUAAAAGUCAAGGACAAGUCAUGUAAAAGUACAUCUACUGUGAAGAAGAAUAAGUGUGAUGAGUCUAGCCAAGAAGGGAAGAGGCAGGGACGUCAGCGGGCCAAGUUUGCAUCACCGACGGUGGCGAGUGCAGCGUGUGGUAGCAGCUCUUCUUCAUCGACUUCCUCGUCGUCGUCAUCAUCAUCAUCCUCUUCAUCAACAUCAUCCGACUCAGAUACCCCUGAUGCGGGCACACAGAACCAGCCCGAUGACUCGAAUGUUGCCCUUGCCGCGGCCUGCCAGUUACAGGUCAUCGACGAUGCAGACCUCGCGGAACUAUUUCCAGAGCAAUCGUCGAGUGCGCCUGUGCAGCAGACUAAUUUCACGACGUUCGCUGAACACAGCGCGGCACCGGACGACGAUAAAUCUACUGUUGAUAAUGGCGACGGAUCCAGCAGUGAGAUGGAGCUUACGCCCCAGUUAGUUACUGCUGCUAUACAGAGAGCAACGGCUGAUUCCUCUGGAUCGGAAAAUGAAUGCUCCAAUUCGGAGACAGUACAGAAUACAUCACAUUACGCGUCAAGUUUAUUACAGCAGUUUGUGGCUCAAACACAACUUUUAAGCAAUUCUGCACCUUUAACUAAUAUAAAUUCUUCAUCAAUAUCCUGUGGAUUGAAUGCAAAAGAUGGAAACAUUCAAUCGACGAUCGGGGAUUGUGUGCUGGGACAGUUAAAUAAUCUGCCAGAAAUAUCACCAAUUACACCUAACUUCUUAAGUGGCAGUACUCACUUAAGUCCCCAACAUACUGAAGAGUUGUCGCUAAUAAAUAAAGAUCUUGCGGAAAUAUCAUCUGUUGCCGAUUCGGUCGAUAUACCUAACCCACCAAGUUUAGACGAUUGUGUUGAGAAUAACGACUUUAUGAACCUCGAUAUAGCAGGAACUUCGGUACUGGGUAGUGCAAGUGAUCUAUUACAGAGUUCACCUAUCACAGUCGCCAGCAACGAUAUUAACUCGUUGAAUCAAAUUGACGCAAACAAAUUGUAUACAAUCAGUACGAAUUCGCUUGAAUCUCAAGAUGACUCGAAAAAUGUUGCCGUUGAAUCUAGAAGGAAAAGAGGUCGACCGAGAAAAGUGAAAAAGGUUGAGGAAUUUGUUAAGAAAGGAGCUGAAUCUCAAAGGGAUGACAAUCAAGCCGCCAAUGUCGUCAAUCACUUUCAUAAUGGUAAUGACCCACCAAAUGUUUCGCCUGAUUCGGGAAUUUUAUCAAAUCAUAAUUCGCCAACUCAAUCACCAUUACGUCGCCUUGAUAUAGAUGAGGGUAGCAGCAGAAACCGUAGGAAAUCUGUUCAAAAAGAAAAUACGUCAGAAAGAAAAAGUGCAAGGUCGAAAUCCAAAACGAGAUCCCGAACUCAAGAUAGGUCUGAUUCCAGUGACAAUGAUUUUAGAAAGAAAAGAAUUGAAACUGAGAUCAAACAAAUCAAAACAGAAGCCCCAUCACCCGUCCCACUGAAGCAAGAACCGAAUAGAUUGGAAAAACCAAAGAAAAACGACCGUAAAAUCGAUAUCGCGGCCUUAGAUAGAAUGCUAUAUGCGACGGAUAGAGUCCUUUAUCCGCCACGAAAAAGGCCGGGUAGGAAGCCACAAGCGAAAUCAAAACCUAUAAAAACAGCUUCAAAAACACUAAAAGAUAAAAAUCAGUAUAACUCUGGUGACAGUGAUAAUGAUUCAGCUUCUCCGAAUAGAUCUGUUCUGUCAGGGGUAUAUGCUAAAAGAAAAGAACUCAAUAGUAAACUGGCAGUCUUGCCAAAAAAGAGCAGUAAAACAAUAACUAAUACUUGGAGGGAAAAUCAAAGCGAAAAUGAAGCUGCCGCAGAUGACAUGAUUGACCCUACAUGGAAAGAAAUUGAUCUAAAUCCAAAGUACAAAGAACUCCUCUCGGGAUAUAAAAGUGAUUAUGAAUUUAAACCAUACAAAAGCUGUAGUAGACUUAUUGAAUCAGGUUAUAAAAGCGAUUAUGGAUUUAGAAGCGGCUAUAAAAGUGACUACAAUCGCUCUGGUUACAAAACUGAUUAUAAGUCGGGAUAUAAGACUGAUAAAUCGGGAUAUAAAACUGACUAUAGUGUUAGAAGUGGCCGAAGGCGAAUCAAGAAGUUGAAAAAGACGAGAUCCGUUCGCAAUAGGUCAUAUUAUAAAAAUCAGAAGCAUUUUGUAUCUGAUCAAGAGAUAUUAUUGUUAAGCAAUAAAACAUUUAGCAGUCUCACGCUUGGGCAUAGUUCAAGUGACUCUGAAUGUGAUAAUUAUAUGAGAAAAUCUGCCGCAAGUCCAAAGUACAUUAGUGUAUGUACGAAAUAUCCAUUACCAUCGAAAUAUGACUACAGUUUUAAAAAAAAUAAUCAGAAAAAUAUAUUGCGGGUUAAUUCAUCAGAUCCUUUUGCUCCAGGACCAGUCUUUAGCGGGUUGCAGAGACCAGUUACAACUUAUAAUAUUUUUAAAGUAAGCCAUAAUAAUAACAAUACUCUUUUAAAACCUCCAGGGCAGUCAAAGGCUUCAAGUGGAACGUUACUCCCAUUAAAACCAGUUUUUACACACAAAUUCGGAGUAUCGCCUUUAACGUCAACAAAGCAGUCGCAAAAAGAAGUUGAUAAAAUAAAUAGUAGAAAUCUCUCUCCGAGAAAUCGAAAGCAGGGUAAAUUUGCAGCGACAGCCCCCUUACCAACUCCUAAGAAGGAACAUGUGAAACCAUUACCAAAUAUAUUCGAAAAGGCAAAAAGUUGUUACGUUCCUAAUAAGUCUUUAUCACGCAAUGUUUUUCUAAAUUUCAAAAAGUCUGACAUCAAACCAACGUAUCAUAUAAAGAAACAUAGAAGAACUGUAGUACUUGCUCCACCCAAGAUCAACUUAAAACCUACAGAGAGGCCAUCUCGAAUCACAAUUAAAACAGAAAGUAAACAUCACAGACAUCGAAGUAAAAGACGACACAGGUCGAGAUCAGUAUCUCGGUGCAGAGAAUCUGCUAACCGUAAUGAAGCUGAAACAAUUGAUCAAAAAUUUAAUACUGAUAUGGACAAUCUCAUAAACAAUUUUAUUAAGCUGUGCCAGGUUGCACCAAAAUUAUUGACAAACGUCGGAUUAAACUCUCCAAAGCAUGUAGAGAAGGAAAAGCCUCCAUCAGAGACCGCUGCGGCUAAGGUAGUAAAACGAACUUCGAAGAAGCGUAAAACUUCUGACAAUUUAGAAACUGCGACACCUACAUCAAAACGAAGACAUAAAAAGCAGUUAGCAGAAUCUCAAAAUAAAGGUGGAAAAGAUACAAAUGAACAUAAACUACCGCUUAAGAAAAGGCAUUAUCACAUAAACUCGUCAACCAGCAAUUCAUUAAGUUUAAGUUUGGUGACCUCUGAGUUUGAUGAAAAUUUGAAGAAUGAAGCUGGAUCUGAAAAGUUUUUGUGUACAGAAUCUGAUUGCCUUGUUGAUUUACAAACUCAAGAUUCUGAAGAUUCACCUAAAUCUAAGUCGGUUUCUGAAAAAUCUAAAAGACCGGGUGAGAGUUUAAAAAUUGUUACGGCAUCUGAGAGUAAGAUUAUUUCAGAUUCAAUGCCGAAGGAAAUUAAAACAGAUGGUGAUACUAAAAACAUAAUAAUAAAAAAUGAUGAAAGCAACUCUCCAGUCAUGGAUGAUUCUGCUUCAAAUUCAAUUAACAUUACGGACGAUGAUUUGUUGAUAAAGAAGCCAUCGGCAGAACAGUCUGAACUGUCAAAAAAAAUAUAUGAAACCUCCGAAAAAUUAAAAGCUGUCCAUAAAAUGGUUCAUGAUUUGGAGAAAAGCUUACCGAAAACAAAGGAUGUCGAUGUUAAACCAGAAUCAUCAAAAUUAGACAAUAGUCGAAUUUCCUCCCCUAGAUCUGAAACGAAAUCAUCACCAAUGCGAAAUCCCAUAGUGACGCCGAAAAAGCGCCAUAGGCUGGAAGCUGAAAAGGAUGCAUCACACUCCAACCUUAAUAAUGUUGUGCAGUCUCUAUCUAAAAAAAUAUCCGAAGAAAAGCCUUUGAUCUCCGAUAAGAAAGAUAUAAAUGAAAAUACGUCUCAGGAAGAUAUUAAGGAUGAUGAAAAAACGACAUCUCCUUCACCAAACACCACAUCAGUUCCAGCGUCAGGUACCGGAACUGAUCCUUUAAAGAGUAUGUCUGCCAGAUCAUUAUAUAAGAGUGCAAUUCCACCUGCACAGAAAUCGGAAAUAAUGACUCGAAAGAAAAACAGGCUCGAAGGCUUAACGAGCAAUUUAGUUUCCAAAAUUAAUCCGAGUGCCGCUACUAAAGUACUUGAUACACUUUUAAACAACAACAUAAGAAAAUCAAUAGAAUCACGAAUAUUGGAAAAGGAGAAAAGUAAUUCUGACAGUAGUUGCAGUAACAAAUCAGAUGAUAAAAUCAGAGGAAAAGAUUCACCGAAUAAUCAGAUAAACACUAGAGCCAGCGUCAUUAAAUCUCCGGUAUCGAAAGGGAAGCUAUUGGAGACUAAAUGUAAAACCAGAACAUCUGACUCCUCGUUAUCGGGCAACACUGUGGUUGUAAACGUCGAUAAUCCCACUGGAAUUUUUGAAUCCUCUGUAGACUUAGAAGACCAAAUUCCUAAAUCAUCUAUAUGUGUCAGUAACAUACUAGCCGAAAAGAAUAAAAAAUUGAAAAACCACGAUUCGAAAAGUUCUAUAUUAUCUUCUAUCGAUACUGAAUCGGAUUUACCAUUAUCCUUUAUCGCAGAAUCUUCUGAUUCUAUUUUAAGACCUAAACGAGGGGAAUCUAUAGCGGCAGUCAUAUCUGAUAAAAUCCAAGAGACUGCUGGUGGCCACAACUUACGACAACCUAAAAGAAAUUUAAUGACUGAUAGUGAUGAUGCAAACGAAAAGAAAAAGAAGAAAACUUCUAAUAAUAUCAUAAGAGAAAGUAAAUUAGUUCUUCCCUCUAAAAUAUUAAUUCCGAAAGUUCAAGCAGAGAGGAUGCCAAUUGGUAAUAUAAUAAAGAAAUCUCACUUACAAAUUAAGAAAUCUGAACAGACUGCUGAAGAACCCAACGAUCCUAUUAAAACCAUUGAUCCUGUCAAAAAGAAACCUCGAAGACGAAAAGCUUUCAAUAGAACGGGUUUCCCAAAUGUCAAACGCAAGAAGAAAAAGGUUGAAUCUAAUAAUUCGGCUAACAGCUCCCAUGAUCAAUUAGGUUCCGAAGAUACGGAUAGUUCUGCAUUUGAGAGAGUGCCGAAAGAUGGUGAAGCUAUGAGUAACUUCUUAGAACGCACUACUAAUAAGCAACCGGAGUUAAAGAUUGUUUUGAAUAAAGAGGAAUGUCCGAAACAAGGGCGGCUGACAGUUGUUGCGCUUGAGAAACUACAAGGAAGGGAGGCGCUAAAUAAACCUAAUAAACAAGGUGAUAAAGCUGUUCCGGAAAAGAAAACUUCAUCCAUAUUAAGAGCGCCUGCUUUACAAUUAAAACAAAAGACUGAUAAAGAAAUUAAAAACCACGUCAAUAAAUGGGAAGUACUAAGUGAGACUGAUAGUAUACCUUCGUUAGCGAGUUCUCUUGGCAAUGACCCUGAAGACAGUAUUCCUUUGAGUUUAUUGAACUUGAAGCAAAAGGCCAAUAGAGUAGAAAAUAUUGAGCGAUUAAAAAGGAAAAGUCGGGUUCUUUCACCUUCUAAUGAAAUCGAACAAAUCUUUUCAAAACGCAAGGUCGUAGAGAAAACUUGCAAAGUUGGACUUCGGCCGAAAUCGAGUCUGGCCGUGUUGUAUCCCAGUGAGCGAAGACAUACGAGAAGUUUUGAUAAUACUGCUGAUGAUGGGAAAAUUAAGACAAGAAAAUCGGAAAACAAGAAAGUUUUAGAGGUUACAGAAAAAGAAAAGAAUAAACCCAUGGGCAUAAUAACUAGGAGAAAGUCGAGAUCAUGUCAGCUGAAUAAAAAGGUGGCUAAUGAUGUUGUAAACAGUUCAAGAGAGAGUUCAUUGGAGACGAUUGUUAGUCGUAAACUGCCGCCGUCACGGGAACCCUCUAUCGACACACUCUUAGACCAUGAUGAAAAUGAGCCCUUACCGCUCAAUGAGAAAGAAAUUGAUUUCGAAAAAAGCAUAGAUGUUAUAUCCAAGAAUAUUAUUUGUAAGAAGAGGGCCGCUGCUUCUCGUGAUGGAAGCCCGUCUAACGGAGUGGAUAGUAAAGAGAGAAUUGUGUCCAAGAAAAAUCCAAGGCUACGAAAGAAGUUCUUAUUAGCCGGCUUAUUCUCGGAAUACUACAAGGAAGAUCCAAAGCCAGAAGGAAAAGGAAAGAAUCUGGUUACGCAAACAGAAUUUCCCCCUGGGCUCUUGGGCCCGCCCCCAUACUGCGAACGUUGGGUUCGAAAAAGACUCAUUCACUUCACGCUGCCUUACGAUAUUUGGUGGGAACAACAUUAUAACCAACCAGUGCCUUCAUGGAAUUAUAAGAAAAUACGCACAAACGUAUACUACGACGUAAAGCCAUCAGCUGAAGAAUGCGAAAGUGUCGCCUGCAAUUGCGCGGCGUCUUCCGGCUGUAACGAAGACUGUAUCAACCGACUGGUCUAUUCUGAGUGUUCACCUCAAUUGUGUCCUAGCGGUGAUAAAUGCAAGAAUCAAAGGAUUCAACGCCACGAAUGGGCGUCUGGUUUGGAGAAAUUCAUGACUGAGAACAAAGGGUGGGGAGUUCGGACUAAACAUAGGAUAACGUCUGGAGACUUCAUAUUGGAGUAUGUGGGUGAAGUCGUCUCUGAUAAGGAGUUUAAGGAGCGGAUGGCAACCCGAUAUGCCAGGGACACACAUCACUACUGUCUACACUUGGACGGUGGUUUAGUGAUUGAUGGACAUCGCAUGGGCGGAGAUGGACGCUUCGUCAACCAUUCGUGUCGACCUAACUGUGAGAUGCAAAAAUGGACAGCUAAUGGUACUUUCAGGAUGGCGUUAUUCGCACUAAGAGACAUCGAUCCGGAUGAGGAAUUGACUUAUGACUACAACUUUUCACUGUUCAACCCAGCUGUAGGACAGCCCUGCAAAUGCGACUCGGAAGAUUGUCGCGGCGUCAUUGGUGGCAAGUCGCAGCGCAUAACGAAACAGCCACUUAAAACUCAAUCACGGACACCGUCUAAUGCCUCAAACCAAUCCAGUACCUCUAACCAGCCACGGGUUGGAAGACCACGAAAAGCAGUGAAAUGUAACAAGAAAUCUGACCAAUUGAACGUAUCGGCUUGCGACAUCAAGAACAUGACGAUUUUGAAGUACCAACAACAUUUGAACAAGCUCUGGCAAGAACCGCAGUUAAAACCUCUGACGGCUAAAGAAAGGACGCUGGUUAAGGAUAGGCAUUGCUUCUUGUUUAGGAAUUUGGAGAAUGUUCGUCGUACCCGCGAGAAGAUAACACUCCCCAUGCCCCCAUCGCCCGUAUCUAAUGUCCCAAGUGUCAGUUUGCCCCCCGUUCCCGAAGUUAUCAAUGUCGAUCCGUUAGCCUUACCCGAUACAAUGAAUCCUCAAGUUUUCCACAAAAAAUUGCAAAAUCUUCGAGCGUCGAAGGAUGAAAUACUGAAAUUGGCCAAAUUCGAAGAUGACUCUACAUUAGAUAGGAAACAACGGUUGGGUCGAGUGUUCAAGGCCCUGUUUACAAUUUUAACCACUUUUAAAGGCGACGAAGACAAGCCAAUCUGUACACCAUUACUCAAACUUAAGAACCAGAAAUCGGACUCUACAUCAGAUUUAAAUGGGAUUCAAAAUAAAAUAGAUAACAACGACUAUGAAAGCAUAGUACAGUUCGACAGCGAUGUUAGCGGACUGAUGUCUAUGCUAAUGAGAGAGUAUAGUAAAGCCACUGCUGUGGGAUCGGCUGCUGCGCAGUUGAAAAAGGUCUACACAACCGCCAAAUUGGAGUUUGCCGAACAUCUAAGUAAAAUCCUUGGCUCUCAGGAAAGUCUACCAUCUGGAUUUAUACAAAAAACUAAACCGGAGGAAGUAAUCCUGUGCAUCUGCGGUCUACACGUGGAAGAAGGACUAAUGGUGCAAUGUGGCAACUCGCGUUGUGGUGUAUGGCAACACGCGCGAUGUAUGCGACUCGCUGAUACCAGCUCUACGCACUAUUGCCAUCUGUGUUCUACGGAGCCUGUGGAUCGCGAAAUUCCUCUAGACGAGUAUACAGAGGAAGGCCAUCAAUUCUACUUAUCGCUGAUGCGUGAUGGCCUUCAAGUAAGACAAGGCGAUACAGUUUACGUGCUAAGAGAUAUACCCAUUAAUGAUAAACAUCCCGAUGUCAGCCAAAAAACAGGAGAUAAAACGGAUUCGCCGAAGACAAAACGCGUCGACAGGAAGAAAUUAAAGAACAUUAAGGGAAAGGAAAAGGAAGAUAUUACGGUUAAUAAGGAUAACGAGGUACGAAAACACACAUACCAAACCAUCGGAUGCGUUCCAGUCUCGGAACUGGAUAUAUUCCGCGUGGAACGUUUGUGGAAACACAAGGAUACGCAAGAGAGAUACGUGUACGGGCAUCAUUACUUGCGGCCGCAUGAGACAUUCCACGAGCCCACUAGGAAAUUCUUCCACAAUGAAGUAAUGCGCGUACCCUUAUAUGAAGCCGUUCCCAUAGAACUUGUCAUGUCCCAGUGCUGGGUCAUGGAUCUCAAUACAUUCUGCAAGGGUCGGCCAGUGGGCGCAUCUGAAGCCCACGUAUACAUCUGUGAGCUACGCGUGGAUCGUACGGCGCAUCUCUUCACAAAAGUGUCUCGACCGAAAUAUCCGUUGUGCACGAAGCCUUACGCCUUCGACCAUUUCCCGCAAAGGCUUAAAAUUUCAAGGACGUACGCGCCUCAUGAGGUGUUGCCGGAAUAUCUUAAAGGUCGCGCUGGCAAGAAUUUCCUCGCUACGGACAAACCGAAAGCAACAAACGAGAUUAAGAAAAAACCAUCAACAAGUGCAAUUUCUAGUGUUAAUAAGGCACUAUCCCCUGCCCAGCGACGCGAGCAGCAAAAAGAGCGAGUGAAUGAAAUAGCUCGAGGUCUGCUCACACGGGGAGGUCAACGUGGAGCAGUUGACGCAUCGUAUCUAUUGGCGCCUCGCGUUGCGAGGAGACCUCGCGCCAGGCUCUCCUGACCACCAAGGAGUACAUGCCUUACGUGCACCACUUGAUACGUAACACGUGCGCAACGUACGAAAAUUAAAUAAUUUAUUACUAAAUGAAAUUCGGAUCUAUGGAUAUAGAGAAUAACUGACUAUUUAUAUUAAUACUAAAUGCUGAGAAGCAAAAUGUCUAAUAUUGUAAGUGCGGACUCUAAAGUUAUGUAUUCGCUUAUAUCAUGCAUUUGUGAAUAUUUAUUUUAGUUAAACUGCUUCUUAUCACGUAUUGCAAGAGCGGUUCGAAGUAUAUCCUGUACAUACAUUUCGCAUAAUCACAAGUAGAAUAUUAAUUGCACGUUAUGUGUAAAAAUUUUGUUACAUAUAAGUAUAAACAUUCCUUAUGUUGAAAGUGGACAAUAAGAGGAAUGGCAUGGAUUUUCAUCGGAAUCUCUUGUAUAUAAAAUAUUUUUGUAACUUAACGUAUUAUUUAUUUUCUUAGCUAUAGAAAUCUCAAAUUUCGUGUGCUUAUGCGUUUACAGAUGUAUUUCUAUAUAAAUUAGUUAUAUAUUUUUAUAGGCUAAUAUUGUUAAUUUAUCAUAGCGUAAUUACUAAACGACCAGUGGUGCGAACUGAUGUUGAGAGUUGAAAGAUUUAUAGUUAGGGAGUUGUUUGGCGGUUGUUAUAGUAAUGUUAGUAUUUCUUCUAGGUUUUUUUAAGGUUUUAUUUCUGGUCAUUUUCUACGUCCCGAGGACAGUACUUUUGACUUUUCGUAUGAAAAUUCAGUCGAAAGUUUCGAUACUUGCAAAACGUUAUACACUGCUAUCAUGUAUUAAAAUCUCUCUAUUUUUUACAAGUUAAGAUUAAGUAUGUAGAUGGGGUCGGUUGUUUUUAAUAUAUUCGGUUAUAAAUGGCCGCGCGAAAUCUUGCACUAUGGUACCCUAGUAAUUAUCGUUUAUGGUAUUUAUUAUGACUUUACGUACGUUUUAUCUUUUCCGAUCGUUACGUUUAUCGUUUUAAAAGUUUUCUUCCCUCUUGACCUUUGCUUGUUUAGGUUCUAGCUUCAAUCUAUUAAGGGCGUGAACAUUUUACUGAUAUAAUUCAGGAUAUUAGUCGAAGGUGCUAAGUAAUUAUAUAAUCGCUUAAAUUUUAAUUCAGUUGAAUUGUUUUGUGUUCGUCCACCGAUUUUUCAAUAUACUAGGGUGACCAUAAAGUAGUAUGUGAUCGUUCGUGAACAAAUUGUUUUUGUUUCUAAUUUAUUUGUAAAAACUGUUUUUUUAAUCAUAUCGCAUGCUUUAGUUAAGAUUGUGUUUUUAUUGCUUUUGCACUUGCUUAUACACGAUAGGUUUAUUGAUCCCAAAAGGUUUUAUAUGUUUAAUAUUAUUUUCCGUGGUUUUAGGAUGUAGCAUUGACCUAGCUUCUAUUAUACAAUUAAAAUAAUUCAUUUUGACAGUCCGUUUUCGACAAGCGACUUCAAGAUUCAGGGACUCGUUUAAGUGGAAAAUAACUCGUCCACCUGUUGUGUGCUACAGACGGACGAGUUAUUUUCCAUUUGGGCAAAAUCCAUAGCCGUUGGAUGAUUCAGAGCAUAAGGAAGAUUAAAGGUUGGAUUCAAAAUCGAAAAUUAGUGCGAACUGACGUAUGUCAAAAACGUGCUGGACUUUUUUUGAUGCAUUUGCCAAAUAGUUAUAGCUGUUGGCAUAUAAAAGGUUAAGGAUGAAUACUUAGGUUAUAUGGAACGUCCAACUUAAAACAAGUUUAGGAACUCUUAAAUUUGUAUAUGAAUUUUGAGUCACUACGAGAUUCUGACUUGAUCUUAUGUUGUCAUAAUUCUUUGACUAAGCAAUUUGUCUCUGAAUAUUAUAGAGAAUGUACUGUCAAAGUGUGUUUCUUUAAAAGUACAGUAACACCAUUAUUCAUAAAAACAAUUGCACUCUUUUAACAAAAUAGUUUGUCUCUUUCCGUCUAGUUGUAUUUAGCCUAUGAUAAAAGAGAUAUCAAUGAUUUUGGAAAACUUGGAUUGUGUAACUGAUUUAGUUUUUAUGAAUAAGGGGUUUAAUUUUCACUACUUCUUGAUCACAUUAGGUUUCGAUAUUUUAUAAGACAGUAAAUGUAAUAACUUAUAUUACAGAUAAUUAAUUUAUUAACAACACGUAGUGUUUUUUAAAGAUUUAAUUUUAAUUUUCCUUAAAUAGCUUAAUAUCCGUGGAACUUUGUACAAUACAACUUAUAGUGUUAAUAAGUAAGACAAAAUAGCUAGAAUUGGUUAUAGACACAUAUUUAAUAGGUUGGUGAAUUGAUACAGUAUUUUAAUAAGCUCCUCCAAAAUUCAGCGGCCUUAUAAAACGUAGAUAAAAGUAUCGUGUUUUUGACUAUGGUUACCAUAGAUAAAGAAUGGUAUCCAUGGUCACAAACAAAUUUAAUCCACGUUUUAGAGCCGCAGAUUUGUUCUCAAGUUCAAUUGAGUUCUUGAAACGCGGGCUGAAUAGUUCCGCCUGUAUAUCGUUAAUUUAAUGUAUUCGCCCUACCGGGUGCUGAUCUUCCAAAUGAAACAGUUAUUUAAUUAUCGAGUUUUAUAUGAUUAUUUACGACAAUUUGGUGGUAUGAAUCCUGCACUCAGUUAACCUUUGAAUGUCACUUCUUACAAUAAGAAAUACAUACAGUCAAUUCUAUAUAGCGAUGCUGAAGUGCUAAAGAGAUUAUUGAGUUAUGGAGAGAUAUCGUUGUGUGGAAAGAAACAUUACAUGAAGUUUACACUGUAACCUCUUUAUUAAUAAAACCUAAAUCACUAUUGUACACCUCUGUCUCUUUCAAAUUAUGUGUACCUGUGAUGAAUAGAGACAGAUGAGUACUAUAGUUAUAGUAAUGCAAUUAGACAUUUAGUUUUUCUGAUAUGGAAUCAGUCACACUGUUUAUCGAUUUGUCUCUUUCUGCCACGUUGCGCUUAUGUUUUGAUGAAAGAGAUCAUCAUAUCAACGUUACUUUAGUUGAUAUGGGUAAAAUUAGGUCGAGACUGCGGUAAGCAUGAGUCCCGUAUAUCAAAUCCUAUACGGGUAAGACAAACGGGAGUUAUACAUACCGCUAAGACUCUGUAUCGUACCCGGAAUUAUUAUUAAAUUUAAUCGGUCUAAUUACAAACUAAAGUACUCAUCUGUCCCUUUUUAUCACAGCGUAAACACAAUUUGACAGAAAGAGACGAAAAUAUACUAAACUUAACAGAGAUAAUUUUUUAUGAAAAAAGAGGUUAGUUAGUCUUUAUCGUGAAGUAGUGAACAGAAAUUACAGAUUUUUCUCUUGCACAAAAAAGCACUUCUUUGCCUUGUAGUUAGUUAAGUAUAUACCACGUUACAUGUUCAUGUUUCACACCAUAUGUACUUAAUUACAUAAUAGAUUCCAUAGUCAAUAUUAUAAGCGAUAGCGUAGAUAAUACAUGCUUUCAGUAUUUCAAAGUGUUUAAGGAAAUACAUAUUUUGGGAUCAAAAUUAUACAUGUAACAUUCGGCAAAACAAAAUUGAAAAUUGGUCACUUGAAUCAUUUUUGCUUUUUAGUUAUUAUAAGCUGGUCUUAACAUGCAUAAUAUUAAUAAAAUUAAAAUAUAAGCCAAUGUUUAAGCAAAAAUUUGAUUCAAGAGAUACAAAUUAUUGAGCAGCUUUACUAUUUUCUAAGUAAUAUUUUGUUUUAAGAUGCCAUUUGUUGUAACUCAUGUUUUAAUAUUAAAUUAAAAUCGAUAAAA